Dictyostelium discoideum AX4 is the source of this 1080-nucleotide messenger RNA. RefSeq lists its product as hypothetical. The record is from RefSeq and is a predicted model, not a curated record. The transcript has 4 exons. The coding region runs from base 1 to 1080 and encodes 359 amino acids. Lineage: Eukaryota; Evosea; Eumycetozoa; Dictyosteliales; Dictyosteliaceae.
AUGGGAUCGGGAAUAGAGGUAAAUGAUUCAUCAACAACCAAUAGUAAUAAUAAUGAAAAAGUUCAAUUAAGUUAUAAUAUGAAAUUAGCAUUAGCAACAGGAGGUAUUAUGGGAUCAUUUUUAUUAUAUGGUAUCCUUCAAGAACGUUUAAUGGUGGUACCAUAUAAGAAUGCCGAUGGAAGUGAAGAAUAUUUCACUGAUAGUACAUUCCUUGUUUUAUCAAAUCGUGUUUUCGCAGCAUUAAUGGCAAUUGUUAUCGUUUUAAAAAGAGGUGAAUCCUUAAAGAACGUUGCCCCACUUCACAAAUAUGUAGGUGUUGCACUUUCAAACUUUUGUGCAACAUGGUGUCAGUAUGAAGCACUCAAAUAUGUAAAUUUCCCAACUCAAACUUUAGGUAAAUGUGGUAAAAUGUUACCAGUUAUGCUCGUUGGUACCUUUAUUAGUGGUAAAAAAUAUGGUUUAAAAGAUUAUUCAAUUGCUUUAACAAUUACAACUGGUUGUAUGAUUUUCUUUUUAACUGGUAAAAUUUCAAAUAAUGAAAGUUCAAAUACUUCAUAUGGUAUCAUUUUAAUGGCAUUAUAUAUGUUUUUCGAUAGUUUUACAAGUACUUUCCAAGAAAAGAUGUUUAAAGGUUAUACUAUGAGUACUUAUGAUCAAAUGAUUUAUGUUAAUGGAUGUUCAUCAAUAAUUUCAGUAUUUAUUUUAAUUUUAAAUGGAAGAUUAUUCCCAGCAAUAGAAUUUAUUUCAACACAUAAUGGUGUAUUUUUCGAUUCAACAAUGUUAUCAGCAUCUGCAGGUUUAGGUCAAAUGGUAAUUUAUUACACAAUCAAAGAAUUUGGAGCAUUGGUUUUCUCAACCAUUAUGGUUACAAGACAAAUGGUAUCAAUCAUUCUUUCAACACUUAUUUAUCUUCAUCCAUUAUCAAAUACUCAAUGGAUUGGUGCCCUUUUAGUAUUUGGUACCUUAUAUUAUAAAUCAAUUGAAGAUAGUAAAAAGAAACAUGGUGGUCAUAGUCAUGGUGGUAGUAACGCAGCUACAACUACAACUCCAUCUAAUAAUAGUAAUAAUACCGAAAAAUAA